AUGCUCCAUGAAUCUUUGCAGCAGUGGAGAGACAAGCCAUGGAAAUUACGCACAAAGCAUGGUGCCGCCAGGGCUGCAAGACUCCUAGCAGAUCCCGGUCACUUUGACGGGUGGAUCUCGGAUUGUAUUGCAGUUUCUGAGGAGGCCUUUGAUCAAACACCGCGUUGUUCCCUUGAUGAUCACAGUUUUGAAACUGACCAUGAGCGACAGAUUUUGAAGCCAUUGCCACCAGCAUUGUGCAGAUGUGAUGAUGACAUCCCAGCGCCAACCUUCACCAGGAGUCACGAUGAGCCACCUGCUGACAAUCGUGCUACACCCUGGGAUGCUGAUCCAAAUCUCUUGCCACCCUGGUGGUCACAGUUGCGUUCAUUGCAUGAUAGGCUUGGUGUAACUGAAUGUCUCGAGGAAGGCAAGGUCAUCUAUGUUUGCUCGUGGUAUCUACAUGGACACAAUUUGCGACGCUGUCGCCAACAUCGGGUCCUACGUUUGGACCCUGAUUGGACGACGUGGCUUGACAUCAUCAAGGAGACGUGGCAAGAUCUACUCGUUAGAGAACAACCAGUUGAAUUUGGCCUUGUUUCGCCUCAUCCUCCAGCUCAGGUUUUUCAAGGUCAUGUUGCACAUUUGAUACUCAGCCAAGAUUUAGAUCAUGUGGCUGCGCCCGCUGGCAUAGUGUCUGCGAUCUACCGAUGCACUGGUGGGGACAUUAUUGUUCAGAAUGCCCAUGUUCUUCCAAUGACAAUCUCGAAAGAAGAAACCAUUGAUCUCAUUCCAGCUCGACCACAAUGUACGAUUCGUCAAUGUGAAGUGCAAGUUGGAGAUACUCCGGCGCAGGGAGAUGAUGCAAUCCCAGUUCCGGACUACACUUCCAUUGUUCUGGAUAUUUUUCCAUUGGCUGAUGAUGUGGAUGAUUUCACUUCAUUCAUGGCAGCUGGGAAUCGACUUCGACCACAGUCGAGUGAACCACACCUCAUGGACAGACCUCAUCUUGCACGUCAGGAAGAAGAGCAUGAUGAGGAUGUACCAGAUACCAAUAGUACUGAGACUGAAGAAGACCUUGCGUGGAGCCACUCAACUGUCUUUUCAGUCCAUGCACCACCCAAUGAAGGGUAUGUGAAUACGGUACAUGACACCAAUGGACCACUCACAAGAAGGAAUGUUGCCAGAUUGGCAGGCUUCAGUCUUGAGGACCUGCAGAUGGUCCACAGCAUGCCAGUUCCACCACGAGAUUUGCGUGAAAGAGGAAUGCGAGCCUUUCUUGCACAGCACCGUGUUGGCCUCGUCCUCAUUGAUGUGGAAUUUCAUCCUCAACCACCGUCAUGGGAUGUGGUCAGGGCUCGAUGCCCUAUCUAUGUUCCUACUGUGCUUUCUCGUCACCAAAUUUUGCGAGCAGUGGACGUGUACCUCUACGCACAGUUUGUGCAAGACACAUGUUUGGUCUGGCACAAUGAUGAACUGAUACGACAAGACCAAGGGCUUUAUGCAAGAAUUUAUCAUGGUGAUUACUUGCGCAUUGCUCUGCCUCCGCCAUUGACUCCUAUGCCAAAUGUGCCGACCAGAUGCAUCGCAAGACUUCUGCAGAUGGGGGUGGCCGAGCAGGACAUUGAGGCAUUUUACUGGAUCUCGGAUGUUGACAAUGAUCUGACUUCCAUGCCUACAGAUUUUUCUGUCAUAGAGGACGUGCAAUCCUCUGAUGGUCCAUCUCCAAGGUCACCGGGAUCAAGCUCUGCCAUGAAUCUUCUCCAAGUGGCUACAACACGUGUCAGCAAAGGCAAAAUCAUAGAGCAUCAUCGCUGUGAGGACUUUGCGGCGCUCCGCGCUCAAUAUUGUGCGCAAAGUGGAAACCAUGAUGACGCCACUGCAAUCCCUGGGCAAGAGCAAUUACCUUGGUUUGAAACUGAGUUAAGACCGCUUUGGCACGCCCAUGCAGUUCCAGGCCCUGGAGGCAUGGAGAGAUUUGUCAAGGUCCUCACUUGGUACAAUGACCAUCAUAGACAUCAGAUUUGUGCUCAACCGCGUGAAGUGCAACUCUUUGAUGAUCCAUGGGAAUGGAGAGCUCUUCUGACACGAGCAUGGAUUGACCAGGUCGACUCAGCUGCUGACGUGCAUAUGUUUGCGGUCGAACCUCGACCGCUGUAUGGUGCGGAGGACAUUGUGGCCCACGUCAUAUUGGUCCAAAACCCUCCUGUUCAUUUCAAGUCUCUUCACGUGGCUGUCUUGGAUGAUGGUGUUCAGCAGGGAUACCCGAGGCAAUGGGUACUUAUCAUGCCUACGCUUCUGAGAGCUCACGUGGGUAUUGGCAUCAUGGGAUAUAGUGCACUUUGCCAUGGAACAUCACCGGGCGCAGUUUGCAGCCUGUGGCAUGGAGAUAGAGAAAUUGAUGCUGCAGUAGACUUUGUCGCUAUGCAUGGUAAUGCUUUGACGCUCUACGUGCAACGGCACCGAUGGCCCAAUGAAGUCACCCCUUUGGAGAGUGACAACUUGUUGAAGACAAAGGCCAUACGCAAGGCUAUUCAACUUGAACUCCUUGUCCAUGAUGAUGCACCUGAGGUACAGUCCUGCGUACAACUUUUUGCUGGGGUUCAAUUCUUGCAACUCCCUGACUUCAUCGAAAUUUAUGGUGAACUUGAUCAGGCAGCAGUUGAGACAGAGCUCAGAAACUGGGGGCAUGAUUGCCGCUGCGUGCUUUUCAAAGAGUUUCGGGUGGCUGUAUGCUAUCCUGCAGCGAUUUCAAGAGCUUCCAGACCUGCGGUUCAUCUUUAUUUGCAGAUUGACCCUGACAUAAGAGCACAGUCCAUUGUCGACACAGAAGUUCUGGCAAGCACUGCACUGGAGCAUAUGCGUUUUCUCUAUGGCAAAGGUUAUUGGCGAGCCUGCAUCCAGAGUGUUGUCUCUGAUGAGGAAUUCCCGGUCAAAUUGCAUCGCUUUUACAACUGCACUGUUUCGCAAGCCGCUGAGACGAAGGUCAAGUGCCCUCUUCCUUGGCCUGAACGCUUGCCAUUUGCCACAACUCUGCAGCCUGCCUUUGAUGCCACGCGUAUCCAGAGCAGUUCUUCGCAGUGUAAGGUUAGCAUGGAGGGAGACACCUGGGCUUUCUUGGUCCUUGCUGAGGAGUACACUGACGCUCCACAACCAAAAGUGAAUUUUGUUGGAUGGUCCGCACAAUCAGUCCUCUUUGCGCCGGAAGCCCGACAUCAUAUUGGGUCAGACAGAAUCGGGAGUGAGACCAGUGAAAGGGAGGCCUUAUUUUGGUGCUCACUUUGGCGCUUAGCACAGAACCACAACAUUCCGACGACGUUUUGUACUGACUCCAUCACAUCCGAGCGACAAGGAGCUGGUCUCCAUGGUGCGUCUGAACCUUCUACAUCAUUUCGGUUGUUGAGAGCAAACUUUCAAGCCCUGGAGACCAUUUUGACUGAUGAGUUCCUCUCGACCUCACAUGUCAGAGGACAUAGCGGCGACGCAUGGAACGAUCUUGCAGAUCACCUGGCGAAGCAAGAGAGAAUCAAGAGCUUCUACUUGCCAAGACAGGAUGUGGAUAUCCAGCGGUGGCAGAAGUCGCUGCCGUUUCUUUGGUGGGUACUGGCACAGGAUUGCAGCUUGCCACGUUUCCAUGAGGGCUUCUUUGACGUAAGCCCGCCAGCGUUGCCAGCACCUCAACCUUCCAUAGCAGCCCAGCCGAAGGAAGAGCUGAAAGACAUACAGUUCCACAUGAGUUUUGGUUCGGGCAAUGUGGCUUCACUCUAUGCGGGAGAGCAUGGUACGGCUGGCAAAGUACAACUGAUUCGAGAUCAAAUGCUCAGCCUCAAGUUCAAUUUCUUGGGUUUGCAAGAGGCGCGAUGCCCACAAAUUUGCAGCUUGGUAGACAACAUCUAUCGCUUGGGGACUGGAGCUCACAACGGUCACUGGGGAGUUGAGCUUUGGAUCAACCUACAGCAGCCUUUUGCUUAUGUUGAUCAUACUCCCAUUCUUCUAUCCAAGAGUGAUGUAGUGGUUGUGCACCAAGAUCCAAGAAUCCUGAUUGCCAAAAUCGACCAAGCUAUGUGGAGAGCCUGCUUGGUUGUUGCGCAUGUCAAUGUGACGAGCAGAUUGUUGGAGUUGGUGAUCUUGGAGAAUCCAAAAGUACUCCACUUUUUCGGCAAUUUCUUUCCGAAUUUGGACUCUGCCUCCCUUGUACAACAGUUGCAGGUCCAAAAGAAGAAUGAAGUGAGGGCUGAUGCGUCUUCUGACCCUUUUGAUCGACAGAGUAUCACGAGAUCUCAAGUUGCUGCCAGGGUUGCACAGAUCCAAGCCCCACCUUGGGAAGUUGAUAUCGAGUCCCACUUUCAACAGUACAACAGAGAACUCCUGGGUAGCCUCACAAGUUGUUGCCCGAAGAAAAAGAAUGGACCCAAAAAGUCAUUCUUCACUGAUGACCUUUGGAGUCUUCGCAAGCGCAAAAUUGCAGCCAAACGACAGCUUUACAAUGCUUCGGCCAACGACAUCCUUCAGGUCAUCAAAGCGCACAUUGGCCCUACCAAUUUACGCCAAAUGAAGCGCCAGACGUUACCCAUGCUGAAUGAUGAGGUGGCCCGCAUGGCCAACAGACUGCAUCUACACCCUGAUGUCAUGCAAGAAUUACAACAGCAUCUGGAGGAUGAGUCGGCUGCCUUUGACCCAUUUCAGAAUAGCCCCUGUGAGAGCCAACCUCAAGUGGUCUAUUCAGGGCCAGUCUGGAUGGAUGACCUCUGUGUCACUAUGCAAGCUGCCACUGCAGAUGCAGUUAUGGCGAAGGUAUUGAAAACGGAGCGCAUCACAGUGGAGCUGGACGCUGGCCAACCAGAAGCUAGGCAUGUGGAGACUCAGGCUCUCUUUGCCUGUCUUGGAUGCCGCAAAGCGUUCAGGAGCAAAGCAGGCGAGGGAGCGCACAUGUUCAGAUGUCAUGGUGCAAUUUCUUCUUUGCGGUGGCUCUUUGACACCACGGCCUGCCCUUCGUGUUUGAAGGAGUAUCAUUCAUUUGGGCGACUCAAGGCACAUCUGUAUGCAAAUGAAGCUUGCAGACUCAGACUUCAAAACCGACCAGCACUUCCUGCACCUGAAGUAGGUGUUGGAUCCACAGAAAACACCACUCUGGAACGGCGGCUCAAUGGUCUCCUUCCUCCACUGCCAGGACAAGGCCCUCAUAAUCGACCGAGUCCCUUGCGCGACGUGGAGGACUUUGACGUUGACCUUUAUGGGGAGCUCACGGAAUGUCUUCUUCACGGCAACGCGGCUCAGCAUCGGACGGCACUCAUGGGGGUUUUGGAAGAGAAGUGUAUUUCCUGGACCACGUGCCGCCGUACGCUGGAUGCAUUGGUACAUCAUGUCAUGCCCCAUGACUUGCAGGCUUUUGGCUACGCCAAUGUGGAGCAGCUGCGAGCCUUGGUUGCGGAUCUCCUUGACCCGGCACACUGGAAUUUUUUGCGUGCAGCCUUUGAUGAGAAGGUCCUUCCAGAUAAGGCGGAGCUGGCCUUUUUGCUGGAUGAGGACAAUCAGUGCCGAGGACCGCGCGUCCUUAGGGCAGUUUCGGACAUCGCUGUUGAUCCUGCUAUUUGCAUCAGCACAGAGUUCUGGUCCAGAUGCGAGACGAUGAUCGUCUCUGAGUAUGGUGAGUUCAUUGGACCGGACUACGCAAAGUAG
This is a messenger RNA of Cladocopium goreaui, 5658 nucleotides long. NCBI's taxonomy places the organism in Eukaryota, Dinophyceae, Suessiales, Symbiodiniaceae. The record is from the annotation of a GenBank genome assembly.